Messenger RNA from Styela clava, 2786 nucleotides. The record is from RefSeq and is a predicted model, not a curated record. Lineage: Eukaryota; Metazoa; Chordata; Ascidiacea; Stolidobranchia; Styelidae.
UCGAAUUUGCACAUCGAACACCGAUAAUUUGUCACAUAAAUGACGUUUAACAACGGAAUUAGGUUUUCUAAAAUACUUCCACACGCCCAAAACACUCUCCGAUCUCUUGCAGCAGGGCAAUCGUGAAACUAUCUCGAUUCGUGAAUAAUUUUGAGUGGUAACGAUAAGAACACGCAAAAUUGCUUUAUAAGCAUUGUGACGUAACACACAGAAAUUAUAAACCAUUACGUCAAACGUCACGCGGCGGUUAACCGGUUAAUUUUACCCGGUUAACGGUUAAAGUGUUUUCCCUGAAAUUUCCAGCCCUAGCAGUUAGACAUUUGAUUUCUCUUCGCAUAGGUGAGUCAAGUUGCUUUUUCUUCAAUUAAUUAGAACUCAAUACAUGGAAUUGUUUUCCAAAAAAAUAUGAUUCCAUAUUGGCACUGGAACUUAAUUUGGCAAAAAAAAAGUCUUGGAAUUAGGUAAUUCGAAUAUAAAAGCAGCUCUCCAAAUACUCAAACAUCGAUUUACUUAAUGUACGAUGUCAGGAAAGAUGAGGACAGUGUGAAGCAUGGGGUGAAGCCUAACCUAUGUCAGUGUUUCAUUGUUUGUUUUCCCUGUUCCUGCAUGUAUGCUGCAGUGCUACGCUGACUAUACCCCAGGCCUAUAACAUGAUUAGUUAAUUUCUUAUAGUUAUAUAUAUUCUAUCUCACAAGCUGAGAUUUCAUUCAUGAUACAUUUAUUUAUUGAUUUAUCUUUCUUUCUUCAUUUUGGAUUUUGAAAAACAUGAAUGUGAACUAUUUGUAUUGCAUUUUGGGCAAUAAUCAUUGGUUUCAGAAGAUAAAAAAUACAUGAUCUUUUAGAUAUUAUUAACUAUAGAGAAUUCUAUCAAAAUCAUGGAAUCCACUGAAAACAUAUUUCCCUGCCUUAACUGUGAUGAAAACUUUUCAUCAGGCCCCAGUUUGGAAAAGCAUAUGUUUUUGCACAUUAACCAUGGAACUGGCGUUUUAAGCGAAUACGCAACUAACAACAUUGUGGGAACUAGUCUGCCUGUCAACCCUGAGAAGCCUGACAGAAAGGACAAUAUCAGUGGCUACAGCAGAGAUGAACCAUUUGCUUGCCAACAAUGUGGAAAGAACUUCAAAUCAAAGUGGCAUUUAAAUGUGCAUAUGAGAACUCACGCGGUUGAAAAACCUUAUAUAUGUAAACGAUGUGGGAAGUGUUUUUCACAACAAUGUAAUUUAAAAGUGCAUACGCGAACUCAUACUGGAGAAAAACCAUAUGUUUGUAAACAAUGUGGAAAGUGUUUUGUGAAGUCAUUUGAUUUACAUAGGCAUGAGCGAAUUCAUACUGGGGAGAAACCUUAUGUUUGUAAACAAUGUGGUAAAAGUUUUUCGCAAUCAUCUCAUUUACAAGAUCAUAUACUAACUCAUACUGGAGAGAAACCUCAUGUUUGCAAGCAAUGUGGAAAACGUUUUUCACAUUUGUCUCAUUUAUAUGUGCAUGAGCGAAUUCAUACUGGGGAGAAACCUUAUGUUUGUAAACAAUGUGGUAAAGGUUUUUCGCAAUCAUCUAGUUUACAAGAUCAUAUACUAACUCAUACUGGAGAGAAACCUCAUGUUUGCAAGCAAUGUGGAAAACGUUUUUCACAUUUGUCUCAUUUACAUGUGCAUGAGCGAAUUCAUACUGGGGAGAAACCUUAUGUUUGUAAACAAUGUGGUAAGGGUUUUGUGAAGUCAUCUGAUUUACAUAGGCAUGAGCGAAUUCAUACUGGGGAGAAACCUUAUGUUUGUAAACAAUGUGGUAAAAGUUUUUCGCAAUCAUCUAGUUUACAAGAUCAUAUACUAACUCAUACUGGAGAGAAACCUCAUGUUUGCAAGCAAUGUGGAAAACGUUUUUCACGAUUGUCUCAUUUACAUGUGCAUAAGCGAAUUCAUACUGGGGAGAAACCUUAUGUUUUGAAGUCAUUUGAUUUACAUAGGCAUGAGCGAAUUCAUACUGGGGAGAAACCUUAUGUUUGUAAACAAUGUGGUAAGGGUUUUGUGAAGUCAUCUGAUUUACAUAGGCAUGAGCGAAUUCAUACUGGGGAGAAACCUUAUGUUUGUAAACAAUGUGGUAAGGGUUAUUCGCAAUCAUCUCAUUUACGAGUGCAUGAGCAAUCUCAUACUGGAACGAAACCUUGGACAAUAUCGCGAAAGUGGAUGUGAUGAGGCGAAGUGUGGAAGGGGAUAUAUAUUAAAUGUCAAGAUUCACAAAUAGGGGUUCGCGGCCUCAUACUGGGGAGAAACCUUAUAUUUGUCGUAAAUGUGAAAAACCCUUUUCAUGACGGCAUGAACGAACUCAUACUGAAGUAAAAUCUUUAUGCCUGUACACAAUGUGAAAGGAGUUUCUAGAUUUACCAAAUUUAUGUGUACAUGAGCAAACUCAUAGGUCUUCAAAAUUAAGGUUUCUAAAACUGUUGAGAGUUGAAAAUUGAGUUGUUUACUUAAUUCUAAUGUAUUCCUUUGCAAUAAGGCAUCCAAAGCUUGUAGGUGCUUAUUAUUUGAUGGUAUUGUUACUAUACAACAGCCAUCAAAAUGAAAGAGUGCAAUUAUUUGUCAUAGUAAUAGACUGAUAAUACAAAGUAUUGCCAUUAUAAUAAAUUACAAAUACCAUUGAAAGGGAUUGCCAUCAUAUAUCCCCGACAUACGUUCUCAUCCCUGCACCAUGUUUCUAGGAAUACUGACUCAACAUGUGUUUCGCCACAUGAUUGAGCUGUCUUAUUGACUUUCUUCUCCACCGGAAUAAAUAUGUAAAUCCUAAUUCUU